Pistacia vera is the source of this 1362-nucleotide messenger RNA. Its product is annotated as putative disease resistance RPP13-like protein 1. The transcript is spliced from 3 exons. NCBI's taxonomy places the organism in Eukaryota, Viridiplantae, Streptophyta, Magnoliopsida, Sapindales, Anacardiaceae. The record is from RefSeq and is a predicted model, not a curated record. Gene Ontology annotation, molecular function: ADP binding. Gene Ontology annotation, biological process: defense response to other organism. The coding region runs from base 1 to 1362 and encodes 453 amino acids.
AUGGCCGAAAUUUUGCUCUCUGCAACCCUUCCUGUGUUGUUUGAAAAGCUUGCGUCCUCUGACUUGUACAACUUCGCAUUUGACGAAGGGGUACGUUCAAAGCUGAAAAAGUGGGAAAGGAAAUUGGAGAAGAUUGAGGCUGUGCUCACCUCUGCGGAAGAGAAGCAACUCACCAACAGAGCUGUGAAACUGUGGCUGGAAGAUCUUCAACAACUGGCUUAUGAUGUGGAGGACAUUCUGGAAGAGUUUGCCUAUGAAGCUUCACGGCACAGUUCUGCCCCUUCUUGUUUCAAGAAUUUCACUCCGCAUGCCAUUAAGUUCGAUGUUAGCAUGCGAUCCAGGAUCGAAGAUAUCAGUAGCCGGUUCGAAGAGCUGUGUAAAGAAAGAGCUGAACUUGGAUUAAUGCACGAGACUUCUGGGGGGACACCAAUCACUUCUUCACAGCAAAGAAUUGCUAGUUCAAGCGUGCCCACAGAACCAGCUGUUUGCGGGAGAGAUGCAGAUAAAAGAAAAAUACUUGAAAUGGUGUUAAGUGAUGAAGCAAGUAAUGACAACCUUUUUGUGAUAGGCAUUCUUGGCAUGGGAGGUAUUGGAAAAACAACUCUUGCUCGUGAGGUGUAUAAUGACAAAGCGUUGGACAACAAAUUCAUGACAAAGACUUGGGUUUCUGUGUCUGACGAUUUUGAUGUUCUGAGAGUAUCAAAAACAAUUCUCAGUUCAAUUAAUGAAUUAGAUGAAAUGCCAGGUCAAUCAAAAAAAUCAGAUAAGGCGAAGGUUCAAUCAGGAAACGAAGGAGUUGAUGAUCAAUCAAAGAAAAAAGAAGUUGAAGGUGGGUUAGAUAAAGUGCUGGAAGCCUUGAAAUCUCCAUUAUGUGAUGCUGCAUUUGGAAGUAAAAUAAUUGUGACUACGCGAAAUAAAGAAGUUGUCACAUCAAGCACGCGAUCCUUCCAAAUUUAUAAAUUACAACAAUUACCCGAUGACGAUUGUUUGAAAUUGUUUAAGAGCAUUGCAUUUGGAGAUAGAGAUCCUAAUGCUUAUGGAAAUAUUUGUGAUAAAGUUGUUGAAAAGUGUAAAGGCCUACCCUUGGCAGUAAAGACUCUAGCUGGUGUUCUACGCUCUAAACAGAUUGAUUUGUGGGAAAACAUAUUAACCAGCAGGAUGUGGGAUUCACCUGAUGCAGGUGGCAUUCUUCCGGUGUUAAGGUUAAGUUACUUCCACCUUCCUCCACAUCUAAAAAGGUGUUUUGCUUACUGUGCAAUUUUCCCUAAAGAUUAUGAAUUCGAUAAGAAGGAACUUGGCCUUUUGUGGAUGGCAGAAGGUAUUAUUCAACAAUCAAAUGAGCAACUGGAUGUUGCAGUUUAA